AUGCAUUUAGAGAGAGUGAGUAUUCUAAGAUAUGUUAAGAGUACAUCAAGUGGAUUUACUAACAAUUUCUCAGAAAAAGUUGCCGUAAUAACGACAGAUGGGAAAUACUUUGUCGGUAUACUAGAAGGUUUUGAUCACCUAACGAACUUAAUACUCACUGAAACUCAAGAAAGAGUAAUAUAUCAAGAUGAAGAAAGCAUAAUAGAAGAUUUAGGUUUGCAAGUGAUACGAGGCGAUUUGGUUUCAUGCGUAGGGCUGGUUGAUGAAGAGUUGGAUAAACAGAUAGAUUGGACCAAAGUUAAAGGUGCCCCUCUAGUGAAGACAAAAAAAUCAAUUCAAUGA
This is a messenger RNA of Hansenula ciferrii, 342 nucleotides long. It is a transcript of the gene LSM8, whose product is annotated as U4/U6-U5 snRNP complex subunit LSM8. Bases 1 to 342 code for a protein of 113 amino acids. Gene Ontology annotation, molecular function: RNA binding. NCBI's taxonomy places the organism in Eukaryota, Fungi, Ascomycota, Saccharomycetes, Phaffomycetales, Wickerhamomycetaceae. Gene Ontology annotation, biological process: mRNA splicing, via spliceosome. Gene Ontology annotation, cellular component: U4/U6 x U5 tri-snRNP complex; U6 snRNP; precatalytic spliceosome. The record is from RefSeq and is a predicted model, not a curated record. The transcript has a single exon.